Messenger RNA from Toxorhynchites rutilus septentrionalis, 2161 nucleotides. RefSeq lists its product as uncharacterized. Gene Ontology annotation, molecular function: long-chain-alcohol O-fatty-acyltransferase activity; diacylglycerol O-acyltransferase activity. The coding region runs from base 108 to 2072 and encodes 654 amino acids. The record is from RefSeq and is a predicted model, not a curated record. Gene Ontology annotation, biological process: triglyceride biosynthetic process. NCBI's taxonomy places the organism in Eukaryota, Metazoa, Arthropoda, Insecta, Diptera, Culicidae. The transcript is spliced from 5 exons. Gene Ontology annotation, cellular component: plasma membrane.
GUUACGCUUCAUUCCGUUGACGACGAUUCACUGAUAAAUUGCAGUCAAUACCUUUUUUUUUCUAUUGCUGAUUCCUCUUCGUCAAAGACCAUUCUCUCACAACAAGUAUGGCAACUAUAUUCAACUCCACUUCCGGUUGGCUCAAAUGGACCUCGGAGCAUGGAUUCCUCUGGGACGUUUUGGGUCGCCAUAACAAUUUCAGUUAUCACAUAGGCCCUACCAAGAUGCCGAACGAGUACAACCAAGCGGCCGCUGGGAAUGAACUGAUAUCUGUGGGAACAAUGUUCUCCUCGGCUCAGUCGGGUUUCCUCACCGGUGUGCUGAUAAUACUAUUUCUCCGCUACCAUCUGACACGAGUGAAGGAAGAAUUGUCGGCAAUCAAAAUGUUCAAUUUCGUGAAGUGCUUGAAAAUCGGCGACAUUCGGAAAUUUCUGUUCAUCCUCGGUACCUUCCUGGAAUUCGUCCUGCUCUCACCAGUGUUCUUUCUAGUUUACGUAAGCUUCAGAUGCUACCGAUCUGGUGUGGCAUUUACACUGAAGCGACGAUACGGCUCACACUUCAAAGGACUCCUAGACGGUACAGAUGUAGUGUGGGCCAUCGAAGGGGACAACUCACGUGGCAUGAUCAACAUCAUGGCGUACAUUGAAGAGCCCGAUGAAAACCUGAACAAUAACACUAGUGCAGAACUGCUCCUCGUUUUGCGGAAGCGAAUCUCUUCCAGACUGAUGAGAAGCCAACAGCCUCAUCCGAAAAUGUUCUGGAAGCGAAACCUGGAGCUAGGGUACUACUACUGGAGUGAUCUGUCCGAUCUUACCAUCGAAGAUUACAUACGUUACCUGGAAUACAUUCCUCUCGAGGAGCACGAGCGUUACAUCGACGAACCAAAGCUGCGCGGCUUGAUAAGCGCAAUCUGUAAUCGGCGCCUUGCUGGUAAUCAUACAUCAUCGUGGGAGAUUCUCGUCGGACGCCAACCACAGCUGGACAAAGAGCGCAAUGUGCUGAGAUUUCCUAUUCUCUUCCGUGUUCAUCACUCACUGGGGGAUGGAGUUGCACUUCUGCGACUGCUACUGGAGGGAAUCGCAGAUAAGGAGACGCCCUACCGAUGGAAGCUGCUCUCCAAUUUCAAGGUCAUGAACAUCGACUACAUACUGAAAGAGCAAUCGAAUUUUGCCGUGGAAGGACAAAGUUUCAUCGCAAAACUUCUUCGAAAAAUUCCAAGCUCUCGGGAGCUUGAAAUGUGGAAACGUGGAAAAUUACGACUUCUCUGGUCAAUUUUCACUGCUCCUGCCUUCUUCCACGAGGUUUCCGCUCGUGAAGUUGACGUCAACUGCAUUCAUACGAGCGAAUCAUCCAGUCAAAAGGUCGUUAGCUGGAUCCACGAGGAGGAAUUUAGCGGCACGCAUUGGGUGGAUAUAAUCAAGCGAACAAAACAGCAGGUGCCUGGCGCGAGGUUUUCCGACGCACUUCUCACUGCGUUGUCCAGUAGUUUACAGAAGUAUUUUCAUCAAAGAACACAACGAGUGCCAAACGAUAUUACAGUCGUACUGCCUACCAGAAUUGAGCGUGAAUCUCCACAGUUGAGAUUGCAUAAUCGAUUUUCGGUAGCCCUCCAAACAUUGCCAAUAGCUUCCGGUAUUGAACUCAAUGAUCCAAACAGAAUGCAUAAUCUUGUCGCCCAUCUAACGGAUGUUAAACAGUUUUCAGAUUUGCUGAGAUGCUCACCUGAUUAUUUGAUAAACUACUGGAUUCUAUCGACAGUGGCUUGCCUGUUCCCGGAUACGAUCCUUCGUAAAAUUCUGACAAGCGCACAUAGCACGCUAGCUAUCUCAAAUCUGCCGGGACCGCAACAAAAGCCACGCAUUCAUGGUCAUGAGCUGAAGAAUAUUAGUUUCUGGAUUCCCAACAUUGGACAGACAGCAGUUGGCUUGACUCUGCUCACUUACGGUGGAAAACUUCAGCUUGGCAUCCUUGCAGAUAAAGCCGUUAUCCAGAGUGAAGACGAUGCGCACUCCAUUCUGGCAGAAAUGGUCAACGAGAUCGAGCGAAUGGGGAAGGUUCUUGAAGUCGUCUAAACUCAAAAGUUAGAUGAUAAGACUGUCCUGUAUGAGAAGUGAUUAAAAUAAAGCUUUGUCGAGUUGGGCAGAACGCAUUUCGAUACACA